UUCUCCACCACUAUCAAAAGUUCUCCGAGCUGAUUUAACUGAUUUAAUUUCUGUUUUAUUUACCAUUGUGAUAAACGCGUGUGAAAAAACAAAGACUUUCCAAUUAACUGCGGGCACAUCCGAUGCCCGUGCGAAAGUGCGAGUAACGAAAAACGAGCGGAAAAACGAGUUUUGAUUUGAUUUUGUAUUUGAUUGUGAAAGCGCAGCAAGAUUUGUCAACGCAAACAAGCAAGAAGCAGAGCUCACGGAAUAGCGUAAUAUUUGUUAGUAAUAAUAGCAUCAAAAACAACAACAUCGCGGAAGCAGAAUCCGACUUAUCUCGCUGCCCGUUUCCGUCGGAGGGCUAAAAAUAAAACCACCCACGCUCCCCCGCCCACAAGCCACCAAAUCGCCAACCCCAACACCCCGCCCACAAGCCACCCACACCCACGCACAAAUUUGGAGAGGUGAACUUGUGUUGACUUUUCCAGCACGCGGACUUUUCCGGAGGAAAAUGCAAAAAUGAGAGUUCGAGCAACCAGCAGACAACUGGGAAUUUGCAAGCCGGAGGCGCCUUGAAUGAGAGUCCUUAGCCCGACAUGUCAGAUUUCGUGCCGCGCGACCUCCUCCCCGAACUGUGGGCGGAGAUACUCCGGUGCCACUGGAAUUUCCUCGAAACGGAGGAGAGCAUACAGAAGCUCGAGGAGCGCAAGAAGCUAGAGGGCUGCCUGAAGGAAUUCCUCUGCGUGGUGCAGCACGAUCGCAAGUUCUUCCUGCCGGAGACAGGGCAUGUCCUGCGGCGAUCCGUGCGCGAUCUGCCCGACUUUUCGGCCCAGAACGCCAUCGUGGCCUUCGAGAAGAUCAGCCAGUAUGCCAACAACCUGUUCACGAAACCCUGGCGCAAGGAAUAUCGCACACUCAAGACCUAUUCGGGUUGCUUCCAGCACGACAUCCAAUCCCGCCUGCUGGACGCCGAGCAGCUCUUCCUGGCCAUGGGCUAUCGCAGGCUCUCCGAGGACACCUUUGUCCUGGAGGGGCCCAUCUGUCCCGAUCAGGUGACGAAUGUUUCGCGCGACGCCAUGGCCGCCUAUGUGGAGUGCCAGAUCAUGAAGCACAUCUAUGCCGGGGUGACGGCAGCGGGCUACAGCUGCAGUUGGAAGGAUAUACUGCAGUAUCGCGAGCGCCUCGUCGCCGGCACCACGCGCACCAUCAAGGAGAUGGUCAGCCACCUGAGUGAGAAGCGGAUGCGCAAGGAGCAGCCGCCGGUGCAGGAGAACACGUACAGCAAUGUGGCGCCAUCCGGCUGUGUCCUGCAUGGCUCCAGCCUUGCCCACCAUCCCGGCAGCUCCGGCAGUUGUGCCCUGCAUCCGAAUGGCCUGAACGAGGUGGCCAAGUAUAUGCCGCCGUAUCCGGCGCCACCGCUGCAGCAGCCGUCGCCGCAUCUUCCCGGUCCGCUGAUGACGCACUCGCGCAGCUUGGAGCACUACCAGGAGCCGCAUGCCCAUCUGCCGCACCGCCACUCAUUCGACCAGCAGCUUCAGUUCCAGCAGCAGCAGCAGUGUCAACUGCCCCACCUCUACGAGGCGCCGUACGACUGCCUGGAUGGCCUGAGUCUGGGUAGCAGUGCCUCCUACGCGGCCGUUGCGGGGGCCUACAAUGCGCCGGGAAAUCGCUAUCCGCUGCCGUACAAUAUCUCCAGCCAGCUGAAUGCACCGUAUGCCUCGCCACCAGCCGACGUCUACGGCGGUGGGGAGCAGUCCCAUAUGUACGCCACGCUGGGGAAGACGGGACCAGCGCACAGUUGCGACUACCACCGGCGGCAGCCGAGCAGUUCGGCAGCUGCCGCCGCUUUGGCGGCCAUGCAGCAUCGCCAGAGCACGUAUCCGCCGGACCACCAUCUCAUCGACUUUGACGAACGGGCGCAACUCACCCAACACGACUUCGGCACGCACGACUACGAGCCGCAGUACGCCAGUCUGCGCGGGCAUCCGGCCGCCAUGUAUGCCACCUACGGAGGCUACGAUCUGCCCACCACGUUGCCCACCACGUUGCCGCCGCCGUCGACGGCCCAGGACAUGUACAUCUACGCGCGUCCGGUGCCCAAGAGCAGCCGCAUGCGGGCGUUGGCCGAGGCGGGUGGCAUCAAUCCGACUGACAAGCAUCCGCGAUCGGCGGACAAACAGAACACCAUGGACAAUAAUCGCAAGAUGCACAAGGAAUUGAAGGAGCGGGCUAGUCGAACGGCUCCGGCGAAGAGGUGCGGCAACGAACGUGAUAUACCCACCACCAUUUCCGACAUCAACAGCUACGACUCGGCCAGCCUGGAUGGCUUUGUGACCCUGGACAGCGCCUCGCCGCCCCUGAUGAUGCCCAAGGUGCAGGAGGGCGUGGGCAGCUUUGAGUCCUGGAACUAUGUGUUCAAGAACCUCGAACGCACCGGCUACACCAAGGACUUGGGCGAUCGCGAGGACCUGCUCGUGCAGAGCCUUGACCUGGACUCGCUGGCCAUAACGAAUGGGGCCGCAGUGGCUGCUCCGCCGGAAAAGCGACGCGAGGCGGCGAAACCAACGAACGGCGAGAAGGCACGCACGCUGGAGAAGAAGACGGGAACGACGACGCGACGCGAGGCCAAGACGGUGCUGGCUCCGGCGCCUAGUCCGCUGCCCAACAGCAGCAGUGCCGGCGUGAAGAAGGUCAAGUCCGCACUGAAGACGGCCGUGGUGGACGGCCAUCGGGGAACUGGAUCGCGGCAGCGGUCGGGAGCUGUGCCCAAGCAACCGCCGGCCGUGUCGCCGCAACUGAUUGUGACCAGCCCGAACGAGUGGAGCUGCAGCUUCUGCACGUUCCUCAAUCCGGACACCAAGCGCAUCUGCGAGAUGUGCUGCCGCAGCAAGGACUUCAAUCUGGAGGCCGCUACGGCGGCAUCCUCAUCGGCGGCGGCGGCGGCAGCUGCAGCGGCUGCAGCGGCGGCGGCGUCCAGCGUGUCGCAUGCAUCCUCGACCUGCGUUUAGGAGGAUCUCGAUCGCGAUCUCGAUCUCGAUCCCGAUCCGAUCCGAUCCGAUCCGAUCCUCGCCCCGUUAGUGAUACAAAACAGUGUAUAGCUUGAUAUAUAUAUUUUUAUACAACCAAUUGUGUAAGCCUGUGCGCGUGUCUCCAAGAUCUAGUCUCUAGUCUCGUGGUCGUCGUACGAUGGCAGGCAACCCUUUGUUAUCCGAAUGCAUGUAUGCAACAUAGAUCAAAGCGGAUCCUGCUGCAGAUGAGGGAUAUGUCUGCAGCCUGUACAUACGAAGUAUUCUAUUUAGUUACCCCUACAUGUAAACACACGCUUUAAUUAGUUUUAGAUUGUUUCCCCAUUGUUAAGGGCGCUUCUGUUUCAAAUUACGUGCCUCCCUGUGUAAGUCAUCUACAUAUAUAUACAUACAUAUAUAUAUAUAUAUAUAUACAACACAUAUAGACAUUUAUAUAUAUUUGUACGUGUGCAUGCGUCGCGCGAAAAGCGAGAGCGAGAGAAAGAGAGAGAGAGAGAGAGAGAGUGAAAUUUGAACUUGGAAAUUUUCUAGGAAAUCAACUGAUAAUUAUAUACCUUAUACUAAUAGUUGCAUUCACAAUACGUAUUUCCGACAGCAAAUCAGCAUCAGCAGAUCAGCAGAGUACAUAGAAGUUCUUGGCGAAUCCAAGCGUAUAUACCGAAACUUGCAUAGAUAAUACACCUAUAGCCGUAACAUAAGCGAUUUCAAUUCGAAAAAAGAUGAACCGAGCUAAGCAUAAAGCAAAACGCAAAACAAAACAUAAAUAAAUCGAACAGAACUGGUACGGGUUGUAAACUUAAAAUUUUUGAUUCAAAUUUUACCAGAAAGGAGUCAGUCGCAGGACUCACUCAGUGGAUGACCACUGUGCAUGGACAGCAGAAGAGUAAACCACAAUUUGUAAAGCGAACUUGUCAUACCAAACCACCCACCCACCCAAGCUACUUGUGCACUGUGUCCCAAAGCUAAUUUAUUUGUUAAAAUGUUACUAUUGAUUACCUGUUGAAUAGCAUCCCGGUAGCAUCGAAAAGCACUCGAGAUAUUUUUAUAAAGAAGCGAAACCACGUACCUACUGAUCUAUGUUAAAUAGUUUAUUACACAUAAUUAUUUUCGUACCUAUGUUAGCGUUUUGACUCCCACAUGCUUAUCUGCAUAUGUAUAUGCCAUUCUGGAAAGCAAAACGAAAAAGGAAAAGAUCUUAACCGAAAAAUAAUCGAAAUUAAACUUCAUUAAAGCCAUUUAGGCGCAACCUUCGCUCAAACCUUUUUACUACAUAACUUUGCAUACUAUUACCGAAUGAAUUUAGUGGCAGCUCUUCCUAAAAAAACCUUUAACGACAAAAAAAAAAACAAUAAAUACAAUUUUGACAAA
This is a messenger RNA of Drosophila elegans, 4376 nucleotides long. RefSeq names its product protein tamozhennic (gene tamo). The record is from RefSeq and is a predicted model, not a curated record. The transcript has 5 exons. Gene Ontology annotation, cellular component: cytoplasm. Lineage: Eukaryota; Metazoa; Arthropoda; Insecta; Diptera; Drosophilidae. Bases 579 to 2990 code for a protein of 803 amino acids.